Molecule: messenger RNA, 4868 nt
Organism: Hydractinia symbiolongicarpus
Lineage: Eukaryota; Metazoa; Cnidaria; Hydrozoa; Anthoathecata; Hydractiniidae
Product: histone-lysine N-methyltransferase SETD1B-like
Exons: 11
Coding region: 90-4691 (1533 amino acids)
Cellular component (GO): Set1C/COMPASS complex
Molecular function (GO): protein binding; RNA binding; histone H3K4 methyltransferase activity
Source: RefSeq, a predicted model, not a curated record
GUGCAUUUUGGGAUAGAAAAAAAUUAAACAAGGCUAACGGAAUGGAGGGAAAGUGGUCUGCAAAUACUUAAUCAAAUGUUUCUUAGGCUAUGUCUGAUAGAAACCGCUGGGAGUAUAAAAGAAGACCAGUUUUGUCUGAUUCCAGAAAAGAUUAUUCAGGACCUCACCAUGAUAAGAGUCAUCGAAGUUACUACGAGUACAGAAACGACCGUAAACGAGAUCGGUAUUCCGAGAGUCGACAGCGUAGUCACUCUAACGAUAGUCAGCAUAGCAAUGAUAGUCGUUAUAAUUCCAGUCGUGAUGAAAGAACAAAUUAUAAAAGUCAGCACUAUGAUGAAAGAAGUCAUAGGAGUGAGAAAAGCUACUCUGGUCAACAUAGACCCCGUGAAAGCUCAUCUGGAAGCAGUUACGGUUCUCCAUAUUCCACACCUCCUGCCCCUCCUCCAAUUUCUCAUCAGCAUGGUUUGUCUAAUACACAUGGAUUGCAAGGACAUUAUAAUAGUACCUUUACAGAAGGUAAAGUCAAUGCGAAUCCUAUAAGAAGGACUUCUGACCCCCGAAAACCAAGUGUUACUCAGAAAGACGAGUCCAGACAGAACUUUAAACUCCUAAUAGAUCCUUGCAUUAAAAAAGGAUAUUCAACUAAAAUAAUACGGUAUAAUGGAAUGUUGAAUGGGCAGCCUGCAGUUGUGCCAAAAGAUCCACGCAAACAUAAUAAAAUUUGGAGCAUGGAAGUCUGUGACUUACCACUGCCAGAAUUUAAGCUUGACAAGAAUUAUGUUGGAUCCAUGCCACGAGAUACUAUUCGUUUUUCUGGUUUAAAUGAUAAUAUUGAUCGCAAAUUUCUUUAUGAACUCUGUGAAUCAUAUGGUGACAUUAAGGAAUACAAAGUUUACUUUGAUCCAAAAUCAAAUAGUCAUAUGGGCACAGGUAAAGUUAUUUUUGACACAAAUACAUCCACUGAGAAAGUUGUGGCGUCAUUAAACGGCAGAAGCGUGAUGGGAAAAGUGAUUUCUGUUUGGAUUGAUGAAAAACCACCUCCUGGUCAUGCAAUACUUAAGCAGUUGGAGUUGGAAUGUGAAAAAUCUCGUCCAAAACAACAAAUGUCUCUUUACAAUCUUCAUACAACUCCACACACACCGACUCCAAGGACUCCAAAUAUAAGCUCAUUACAAAGGACCCAACCUAUUGCAGCCUACAGUUUAAAUGAUAGUAUUUAUCCAACCAAAAAAUUAUUAUCAACGUUUCAUGAUAAACCACAUAGCUCUUCCGCACAUGGUUCUGUCAAUGCAAUCGAUUGCCCACCACCACCUCCUCCUCCUGGUCAAAAGAGUAAAAUUAUUCCAUGUGCUACUCCACCGCCACCACCACCUUUAAUGAACUUUGAAAAUAUAUCCCCAACUGGUAUAGACAGUAGCUAUAUAAACAAAAUCGUCCCGCCUAUUUUGUUGUUAAAGCAACAAGAUGAAAGGGCACGUAGCCCCAUUGGAAGGACUAAGGGUCUAGUGGACAGAAUCACCUAUAGUCCUGUCUCCAAUUCUGAUCGAUCAAUUUCUCCCAUUAGUCCAGCAAUAAAAGACAUUACCCCGACUAACAGCAAAAGUACCAAGUUUAAUAAAUACGAAAAUGUGUCUGAUACUGAGAAUAGCUCUCUUCAAGUUGAAGAUAUAUCUCCUGCAGGUUCACCUGAAAAUCAGUCUAAACGGACUAAUGAUGCUGACGAUGAUGAUGCUAUGUCAAUGUCUUCAAUCAGUUCAAAUGAAAGUCCAAAAGUAGAACUUAAUGUAAAAAGCAUUCAAGCACAUAAAAACUCACUUCAUGCAACAAGUUCUGUUUCAAGCAAUUCCAGUGUAUAUAAUUUUAAUCAGUGUAUUGUGAACAUGUUUCCCUAUAACAACAGUGUGUCAACUCGGCCACCAACAUUUUUUAAUUCUCCUGGACCAGUGCUUGCUCCACAGCCUAUUCUUGCGCCACCAGGACCUAUUCCACCUCAGCAAAGACAAGCGUUACCACAACAGCAAAAUAUAACUCAGUCUUCUCAACAUUCGCCUGGAAUGAUGAAUUGGCAACAAACAAUGCAUCAAAGAAUGUAUCAACCACAAGUUUUUCAAACUAAUAACGCACCGUUACACAUUAAUAAUUCUCAGAUGAAAUCAAACAUGCCUUCUGUUAAGGUAAACCAAAAUGUAAGUUCCAAUAAUACGGUUAAUGUUAAUGCCGGAAAUACAGGACCUAUAAUGCCACAAAUGCUUCAUCAACCAUUUAAUCAAAGACAUACAGAAAUAAUACGCAACGCUGUGUAUGGAAGUCAAAAUAUCCCUAAAAUUGGAGCUUCAUUCCAACCAAACACAUUUCUCUCUGCCAGUCAAAACCAGCCACCAAUUGCAUUUUCUUCUGCUGGUCAAAACGAGCCAACAGUUCAACAACAACCUUCUGUCACAAAAACUUUACCAUUUUCAUUUCAAGUUAAAGCAGGCUGUGCUAGAGACUUAAGUUUAGAAUUAAAAAGGAUAUUAAGCAAAGAUACUUUAAAACGAUUAGUCGAGCAAUCUGCCUUUCCAGCGUUUGAAAACUGGUGGGGAAAACAUAAAAUCUCAAAUACUGACAUAAAAGCAGAAAAAGUGGAAAUUGAAUCAUCAAGAAAGUUGCUGUCAGAUAAAACAGCGAAUAUUAAUACGACACCUUUAGCUCCACCACCUGUGAAAGACUCGAAAGGGACAACAUCAGCUUUACUGCAGAGUUUGUUUGGGCAUGAAAAGAAUAAUGAAAACAGACCUCCGAGUUCAGCAAACUUUUUGAAUUCAUUUCGUAUUAGUCGUAAACCUCAGGCGCAGCCAUCAAUGAAAGUUAGUCACAUGUCACGCAAACGUAGACCGUGGCCAUCUUUAAAUCGCAAAAACAAGCUCUUACGUUUGGAGGAUAGUGAUGAUGAAGAUGAAGAUACUGAUGGAAAUAAGGAUGGUGAUAUUGACGAAGACCAAUUUGAACAAUUUGCUCUGCGUCAAAGACAAGUUCGAAAGAGUGGUUCGUCUCUGUACCAAAAGAUUUAUUCUGACGAAAGUGAUGAUGAAAAGGAGGAGCAUACUGAAGAUGAGGAUGAGCAAGAUGAGCUUGAUCAAGAUGAGCUUUCUUCAGACUCCUCUGUGGUUGAAUCAUCGUCGUCGGAAACGUCAAGCUCUGAAACAGAAACAGACGAAGAAUCGGAAUCUGAAGAAGACGAAAUACUGCAAGAGGGAAAAGAAACAGCUGAAAAAGUACUCGCACCGGAUGCAGUUUCCACUGUUGAACAACUAUCAGAUGAGAUGCUUUCACAAGAUGAUACUGAAUCAGAAGUGAAAUUUCGCAGUAUGUAUGACGAGCCGCGAAAACGAGCAGCAGUACAAAAGGCGAAAGAAAAAAUGAAAUUUUCACUUCCCAAAGCCAAAAACUUACUACCCAAGACAUCUCGUCCUCCACGCAAGAGAGUUAAAAAAGAGGUACCGAUUGUCGAAAAGUCAGACUCUGAAACAGACACUGCUGAUGAGCUGGAGGAGGACUAUGUCGAGCACGAGCAUAACAUAACGAUUGACGAGAGCCUAAAACGUGCUGCGCAUGUAGAGGUUGAAGAGGAAGAAAAAGCAGAAAACAAAGAACCUACAGAAGAAGAGCUUAUUAAUAAUCUGAUAAUGUUAGAGCACAACUACUUCGUACCGUUACCUCCAAGAGAAAUGAAGAAAGUUAAGUUAAACACUCUUGGAGAGAAAACAUUUAAUGAAAUUAUCGAGGAUAGUUGUAAUUUGAAGCCACUUUUCUCGAUGAGGAAUAAAGCUGAUGACAAUAAAAUUAUAUGGGAUAUUCUUCAAAAAGGAGUUGAUGCUGAGGACUUAAAUUACAUCAAAGAAGCAUUCGAAAGUUUGCAACAAGUUGGCUCGAAAGACGUAGAAGGAAUUACGUGGGUGGACCAUCCAAUUUCACAUUCAUCACCUGUUAAGUUAAAACGUACCAAGAGUGAAUCAAGGUUGCGGGUGAACAAUACAGGUUGUGCUAGAUCGGAAGGCUUUUACCGGAUACCAAUGCUGGAGAAAGCGCAGUACCUUAAAUCAGCUCUACGCCAGUUAAGCGUUCUUCAACAAAAGGGGACAAAGCCGACCACACCUCGGCAGGCUGGUGCUGAACACAAAAUCAAGUCUCGCGAAAAUCGCGCCAUGCAGCGUCGCCUGGCUUCGUCCAUAGCACAGGAAGAGUUUGGAAGUUUGAUCAAUUAUAAUCAAACUUUGAAGAUGAGAAAGAAAGCCCUGCGAUUUGCAAAAUCAUCAAUCCAUAAUUGGGGUUUAUUUGCUUGCGAACCUAUCGCAGCUGAAGAGUUUGUUUGCGAAUAUGUUGGUCAAAUGAUACGAGCGAUUGUAGCGGAAGUAAGAGAGCGUCGAUACGAGCGGUCUGGUAUUGGCAGUAGUUACUUGUUUCGCUUGGAUAUGGACAGUGUCAUCGAUGCUACCAAAAAUGGUUGCAAUGCCAGAUUUAUCAACCACUCCUGUCAGCCAAACUGUUAUGCUAAAGUCAUCCUUGUUGAAGGAGCCAAGAAAAUCGUCAUUUACUCGAAACGAGAUAUAAAACUAGCGGAAGAAAUAACUUACGAUUAUAAAUUUCCAUUGGAGGAUGAGAAGAUUCCGUGUCUUUGUGGCGCUCCUGGCUGUAGAGGUUCACUGAACUGAAAAAAUAUAUCAAGAUGGAUAUCUGAUGAUUCCUAUCUAUUGUCGUGUUUUUGUUACACAUUAUUUAAUGUUCGCGUUAUAUGAAUAUCAGUAAUUGGUGUUCGAACUUAAUGUUAACAUGUUUUGUGAAAGAUGUGUAAAUAUGGAAUGUCUUUCUAAUAAAUUUUAUACUUGCAA